Sclerotinia sclerotiorum 1980 UF-70 is the source of this 429-nucleotide messenger RNA. RefSeq lists its product with no specific name. The coding region runs from base 1 to 429 and encodes 142 amino acids. The record is from RefSeq and is a predicted model, not a curated record. Lineage: Eukaryota; Fungi; Ascomycota; Leotiomycetes; Helotiales; Sclerotiniaceae. The transcript is spliced from 3 exons.
AUGAGCAAAAAAUCAGCAAUUCCCAGUGCCUGGGACGACGAUUGGGAAACUCAAGCCGACGCAUGGGAAUCCGCACCACCAUCAAAAAGUAAAGUGAUCGAGGAAGAGCCCAAAAUAUCCAAGGCGGAACGAUUAGCAAAACACGCGGAGAUUAACAAGAAGAUCUGGGAAUCUGCCGAAACACCAGGCGGUCUCUCAGAAGAAUUCCCCUUUCUUCCACCUAAUCUCGCCAAACCUGUUCCAUUAGCUACACCGUACAAGGCACCUCUUACACUUCUCUCUCGUAAACCGGCACCUAGAACCAUCACCAAAAUAGAUCCUCGAACUGGUAAAACGAUCACCAUUGAAGCAGAAGAGGAAGAGGAGGUUAUUGUCACAGGACCAACUGCCGAAGAGUUGCGCGAAAAGACACAACGUGAGCGAUUCUAG